AUGGCUAAGGUUUGGAAAAUAAGUAAACAUGCAGUGUUUCAUGAGUGCGGAGCAAAUGUCUUUACAUUAACAUUUGCUACACAUGCUGACAAGUAUAAGGUGUUAGAUGGGAAACCAUGGUUGUUCGAUAAUGGUUUGUUUGCUUUGAAGUUAUUUGAUGGGCUUAACCAGCCAAAUAAAAUCAGAUUUGAUUGUGAAGAGUUUUGGGUGCAGUUUCACAACCUACCGUUAGCAUAUAUGAAUCGAGUGUGUGGGGUGCAGAUCGGUAAGACAAUUGGCAAUGUGUUAGAAGUGGAUAUCCCGGAUGAUGGGAUAGGAUGGGAUAAGUUCCUACGAAUCAAGAUUGAAAUGAAGUUGCACCAAGCAUUGCCAAGAGGUAGAAUGAUUGGCGUGAAGGGUGAUAAAGUCUGGAUUCCAAUUAAAUAUGAAAAACUACCAAAAGUUUGCUUUAUGUGUGGGUAUAUAGCUCAUGAAGCAGGAGGAUGUACGUUGAAAAGUGAAAAUUUGGCUCAGCAUGCAGAAAAGAUUAUGCAAUUUGGCCCAAGGCUUCGUGCAGAGUCUACAUAUUCAAGGAGGAGUUAUUACAGUGGGAAGGUCAGCCAUGGGGAUAGCGAGAGGUGGAAGAUGAGACCAAAGGAGGGGGGGAAACCAAAAACUGAUUCAGGAGAGCAAAAUGGCGAAAAUCAAGGGGCUAAUUCAAAUUCAAAUUUGAAUUUGGAUUAG
Molecule: messenger RNA, 723 nt
Organism: Juglans regia (Persian walnut)
Lineage: Eukaryota; Viridiplantae; Streptophyta; Magnoliopsida; Fagales; Juglandaceae
Exons: 1
Coding region: 1-723 (240 amino acids)
Source: RefSeq, a predicted model, not a curated record